GCUGACGUGCUGUCGCUGACUCAUUGUAAACAGCUAAGACAGAUGUGAGACCAAAAGUAAUCAUUGUAGGAAGUGGUAUUUCCUUGUGCUGUGGAUACCAAACGUCUAGGAGCGCCGCGUGCAUUCCUCUUAUUUGUACGUUGUACUGCUGAUUGAAUUUUAGCCGUUUUGUUGUGCGUGAAUAAGGGAAUGACACUCUUGUAUCGUUUUAGAAUAGGCGGCCUUACUGCUUGAAUGUGAAUUGAUCCCUAAGUUGUUGGCUGUUAUAUCGUGAUAUGACUGAGACAAGCCCGUUAGUGUCUCCUGUCAGGGACCAAGUGGACCAUCCCGCCGGUAACUUACCUAGUCCAGUUCUGCGGUUUCCAGGUGGUGUGACACGCCUACCUCCGUCGCCACCAGGUUCUCCUGGGCUGAACUGUGAACGGCAACCACUGUUGGAUAAUCGGCAACAGAGGGGUAAGGAUUCAGGUCACCUCAGUUGCAACGAUUUUCCUGAGGACCCCGAGUUCAGCGAGAUCGUACGCAAGGCUGAGCGUGCCAUUGAUAGGGGUGUAUUUCCUGAACGCAUCUAUCAAGGUUCAAGUGGUAGCUACUUCGUCAAGGACGAGCAUGGGAAAUGCAUUGGUGUCUUUAAACCUAAAAAUGAAGAACCAUAUGGACAGCUCAACCCCAAGUGGACCAAGUGGUUACAGAAGUUGUGUUGCCCUUGCUGUUUUGGACGUGACUGCCUUGUCCUAAAUCAGGGCUACCUGUCAGAAGCUGGAGCAAGUCUUGUGGACCAAAAGCUUGAUCUAAAUAUAGUACCAAAGACUAAGGUGGUGUCCUUAGCCAGUGAAACAUUCAACUACAGUGCACUUGACAGAGUAAAAUCCAGAGGGAAGAGGUUGGCAAUGGAGAAGGUUCCCAAAGUUGGGCAGAGAUUUCACAGGAUUGGAUUACCACCUAAAGUUGGUUCUUUCCAGUUGUUUGUCGAUGGUUACAAGGAUGCUGACUUUUGGCUGAGACGGUUUGAGGCAGAACCUUUACCUGAAAACACCAGUCGGCAGUUGCAGCUACAGUUUGAAAGACUUGUGGUGUUAGAUUAUAUAAUACGAAAUACAGAUCGAGGGAAUGAUAACUGGUUGGUAAAAUAUGACUGUCCCAUGGAUAACACCAGCACACGGGAUAUGGAUUGGGUAAUGGUGAGGGAACCUAUCAUUAAAAUCGCUGCAAUUGAUAAUGGACUGGCAUUUCCUCUAAAACACCCAGACUCCUGGAGGGCGUAUCCUUUUUACUGGGCAUGGUUGCCACUAGCAAAGGUUCAAUUUUCUCAGGAAAUCAAAGAUUUGAUUCUUCCAAAGAUUUCUGAUCCCAAUUUUGUAAAAGAUCUGGAAGAGGACCUUUAUGAGCUGUUUAAGAGAGAUCCAGGGUUUGACAGGGGGCAGUUUCAUAAGCAGAUUGCUGUCAUGAGAGGACAGAUACUGAACCUAACUCAAGCAAUGAAGGAUGCAAAGACACCUCUUCAGCUUGUCCAGAUGCCAUCAGUAACCGUAGAGACAGCCAGACAUCAACGAACCAGCAGUGAAUCCUACACUCAGAGUUUCCAGAGCAGGAAACCUUUCUUCACAUGGUGGUAGUUGUACACUGUCAAGCCAAGGAUACAGGACAGAUAUAAAAAGUGAACAGAUCAGUAUCUGUCAAAGGGCUACCCACUUUGGAACCAAACCAAGUGAGCCAGAUGAAUAGUGAUUGUUCCAUUUCAGGUUAAAAUACCAGAUGCUAACUUUGAUCCAGUUGGCAGUGCUUUGCACUCCUGGCAAAGAGGCAGUAUGCUGUAAAUGUCCCAGCAUGGCAUUCAUCUCAAACCUCAUCACUGUACUGUUUCCCUUUCACAGUUCUAUCCCCUACUAAAUCUGCUUGGAAGGAUUGGGUAGAGCAGAUGCCUUCUGGUAGUCUGAAGUUUGAAAGGAGCUAACUUCCAAAAGUAGAUGAAAUUCAUGGCUGAGGAUGGUACUACCUUGAGAACUGCUACAGCUAGCUCUGUCUUUGCUGCAUUGCCUGCUUAGUUUUGCGUGCUUCACAUCUGAGGAGAUGCAUGCACUAAGGAGCCAGUUCACUAUUGAUACCAUAUUAGUUAUACAAACUAAGUGACAUCAAAGAGGGGUUUCCCCUCUAGGUAGAACACUUACUGUAUGUGUACAUAUUCUGUAUUUAAUAAAUCAAGGACAAAUUUUCAGAAAAAUA
This is a messenger RNA of Protopterus annectens (West African lungfish), 2223 nucleotides long. RefSeq names its product phosphatidylinositol 4-kinase type 2 alpha (gene PI4K2A). The coding region runs from base 276 to 1616 and encodes 446 amino acids. NCBI's taxonomy places the organism in Eukaryota, Metazoa, Chordata, Ceratodontiformes, Protopteridae. Gene Ontology annotation, cellular component: trans-Golgi network; lysosomal membrane; endosome. Gene Ontology annotation, biological process: endosome organization; Golgi organization; phosphatidylinositol phosphate biosynthetic process. Gene Ontology annotation, molecular function: 1-phosphatidylinositol 4-kinase activity. The transcript is spliced from 9 exons. The record is from RefSeq and is a predicted model, not a curated record.